AUGGAGAUUCACAACCGACCUGACGAAUGGAAAAUCGAACAAGGCUUGGCCGGUGCUAAGCUGCCGUUCCUGGAUCAGACGGGGCCUGAACCAGUCUUUGUCCAGCCCAGGCCAUGGCCGGAAUUGACCAAGGACCAAGCAGCCAUCGAUGCCGUCGGAAACCGUGAUGAACUGUUUACUCGUGAACUCGAAGGCUGGAAAGGAUAUGUGGAAUGGGAGAAAUAUCCAGAGAAGAAGGAAAAGGCACAUAAGAUCCUGACCUCCCAGGUCUUUCCGCCCAAUCCGGAGUUCCAAAUGGGACCUAUCCCUGACACAAACCCCGUCCUCCCAGGCACGCACUGGAAGAUGUGGCACCACGCAGUUGGUGGUGAGCUUGCUGAUGUCCCUGAGGAUUCCUGGAGUACAGUCCUUCGUGAAAAGCAUCGUGAGAUGUUGCAUCUGCUGCAAUUUCCGUACAAUGGGGAACCUCCCAAGAGGUUGGUGACUGACAAAGCCGUGACACCGAAUUCGCUGCACUUUGUACGCAACCAUGGCGGCAUUCCACUCAUCGACAAAGAUGAAUGGAAGCUGGAUUUGGAUGGGCUGGUCAAGAAUCCGCGUUCAUUCUCCUUUGCAGAUAUCACGGAUGAGUCCAAAUUUCCUCGCGUGGAGAAGUUCGUCACGAUGCAAUGCUCUGGAACCAGACGGAUUGAGCAAAUCUCGCUUUAUGCGGGCCAGGGAGAUGAGGUUCCCCAAGCACCAUGGGCCGAGGGAGCCAUAGGAACCGCGAAAUAUCUCGGGAUCAACCUGAAGGAUGUUAUCGAAGCCUGCGGUGGCCUUGUUAAACCAGCCAAACAUCUCGAACUUUACGGCGCUGAGACCUACUUCAAGGACAACGAAGUGAUGAACUACGUCGUGAGUGUCCCGUGGUCCAAAGUCAAAUACGACGAAGUCCUCCUCUGCUGGGAGAUGAACGACGAACCACUGCCGGCCAUCCACGGCUACCCGGUGAGAAUCAUGGUGUUGGGCUAUAUUGGCGCUCGAAGCGUGAAGUGGGUUUAUCGGAUCAAGGCAAUUGAGAAUCCUUCUCUUGCACCUGUCCAAAGUAAAGAGUAUCUCUACUUCAAUCAACAGACCGGCAAGCACAAUCAACAACCGACAGACGGCAUUCAGAUUCAGGAGAUGCCCGUGAGCUCAGCCAUCAUGUCUCCGUGGACCAAACAAGUGGUGAUCCACAACGGCAAGAUCCACUGCAAAGGUUGGGCGUAUUCGGGCGGUGGACGAUGGCCAGAGCGGGUUGAACUGUCGGCAGACGGCGGUUUCAGCUGGUAUGCAGUGCCCAAUGCCAACCUCUCCAAGAAGGGCAAAUGGACCUGGAGAACGUGGUCGAUUGACCUCCCCUGCGACGUGGAAGGCUGGGUCGAAAUUGUGUGUCGCUGCUGGGACAAUUCAUUGAACACACAGCCCCUGACGGUCCGUGCCGCCUGGAAUUGGGGACUCCACGUCACGAGCUCAGCACACAGGAUCAGUGUUUACAGUAUCAACAAGAGCCGGCCGCGUACCGCAGAGAGGUUGAAGCAAUUUGAGGCUACCGGCUCGCCAUUGGCACCUCUCACCUGGCCCGAGGAAUUUCCGACCCAAACCUGGGAGAACUACAAGAAAUUCUGGGAGGAGAACGAGCCGAGGGACGCGGAAGACUGA
This is a messenger RNA of Fonsecaea erecta, 1680 nucleotides long. RefSeq lists its product as hypothetical. Bases 1 to 1680 code for a protein of 559 amino acids. The transcript is spliced from 4 exons. Gene Ontology annotation, cellular component: mitochondrion. Lineage: Eukaryota; Fungi; Ascomycota; Eurotiomycetes; Chaetothyriales; Herpotrichiellaceae. The record is from RefSeq and is a predicted model, not a curated record. Gene Ontology annotation, molecular function: oxidoreductase activity; molybdenum ion binding.